Molecule: messenger RNA, 1154 nt
Organism: Amoebophrya sp. A120
Lineage: Eukaryota; Dinophyceae; Syndiniales; Amoebophryaceae
Source: the annotation of a GenBank genome assembly
AUGAGGGACAAUCUAGCAGAGGAGUUGCUUUUGUUCGCCGCCUCCGAGAACGUUUUCAGCCUUGCCCACGCGCCACCCGCGCUUCUUCGCGAUCGUGAAUUGAUGCAAAAAAUCGUUGCGAUCCAGCAAGAAAACCCAUUGUUCGCCCGAGUCGGGGAAAGGGAGGAACCCCUUUGUUUCGUUGACCGGGAACUCCGCGACGACCCUACAUUCCUGCGCGCCAUCUUUGAAGACGACGACCGCUGGAAGCAGUUAUUGGCCCAAAAGAGGGAGCUCAGCUUUUUCAAGUGCAUCAGCGAGGACUUACUGCGCAGGGACCGCCGUCUCGUCAGGGACUACGUCGCUCGCUUGCGCGCGGUCGCGAACGUACCAGCAGACGCGCUGAUCGAGUACGACCGUAGUGCCGAGUCAGCUCUCGGUGGCAGUACCAGCCCAGAUGAUCGCAGACGGAUCUCCUCUGCGGCGAAAGAGAUCGGAGACAAGUACAUUUUGCGGCCUGCACCAAGAAGAACGUCUGGCGCGUGAUGGUGGUGCGCUGGUCACAGAUCAAUGAGGACUUCGACAUGGAUAUGAUAAAGCUAUGGCGCGGCUCUUCCAUCGACGGACCGAAAGCGCGUAAAAAAUCAAGCCUCGUAAAGUGUAUGAUUUUCUGUAGAAAAAAAUUUGACGAAAAAACACGGCAACUGCUUCGAGAGCAUGUUGCCAUUACUUCCGCUGAUUGUCAUUGCUCACGACCCUCUCCGGAAGGUAGACAACUAAUCGGCCAAGACCUAACAAUCAUUUUGAAAAUCACGAAUCCCGAACGAAACGGAAACGCUUUGUGUAACGUGUAAGAUUAGACAAUGCAAGAGAGUACGCAAACGCACUUUGUUGCGUCUUCCGUCGGGUUUUUGACAGGCAACGUCACUGCUGUACGUAGCACAUGAAGGAAGAGGAAAAGAAAGGCAUUUUUUCACUCACAUAGAACAGCAGCCGCGAGGAGUUCCAUCAUUCAAGAACUAUCGCAUCAACAUCUUGAAGAAACAACAACAUUGCGUGACGCCAAAGUGUAAGAUGAAAGCUCCAUGCGAUGUUUUGAAUUCGCAAUAAACUUGGAACAUGGCGGGCAUGGAUUUUGCUCUGUCCGAUGGACGGUACUGCAGCUGCUGUACUAC